AUGCUUCCGACGCUCAUGCUCUUUGUGCUACAAGGCCAUGCCGCUCUCGGCCUGGCCGUCACUGCCAGCUCAAUCACCAUCCGUCCGAGUCCUUUACCCACCAGUGAGCCAACACCGACAACACCGGCAACACCGACAACGUCGACCAGUGGCAAGUGGCUGAUCAUCGAUAACACUUCUAUCUUCUGGCCUACCUACACCGACUACUUCUAUGGACCCACGACUGGACCGGACGCGGCUGCUGUGACCUGCAACGCCAAAUGGGUCGAGUAUAUUGGCCGAUCCACUGAGCUUCAAUCACUUGGCCCAACAGCCACUACUACGUCUUAUGAUUACUAUCCGAGCAGCGAUGGGGCCUGCAGAACCUCCACCUUCUUGGAAGGCUGGGAUGAUCACCACACGGGACCAGUCACUACUCUGUGUGACGGCACUCCACGAGCCCUCGGACCCCGGGAGACCGUCACGUCGUAUUAUCCCGGCACAGGACCAUGCAGCACACUCACGGCCACGUAUACCAACAUCGUUAGCCUGUAUCGGGAGCCCGAGGCCCCUGACUGCACCCUGAAUACGCAAGAGUGUAUUCCCAUCUGGCAAACCUACAGCAGUCGCAGCAGUCAAUACUACAAUUCGAUCACCACCGUGUCUACCGCUGACACGAACAGCCCUAUCGACCCAUGGAGCUGUCCGUCGACCCAACGAACAUACCCUGAAGAUCCGUGCACCGCCUGCCACUUCCUCCCGGACACAGCUACCGUGUUUUACUGGCCUGUGGUGACCGCCAGCGGUGAUCUCUGUCACCAGGACGGCAGCACCAUCCCCGCCACACCGACCGGAUCCGGGCCCAAUACAGCGGUCGUCGACGGGAACACGUUCAUUUCCCCGAGUAUUUACGUCUCCUUCACAUCCAUAUACGCCUGGAGUAACCGCCGUGCGCAUCCCGGCAGCCAAUGUGGUGAAUAUCACACCGACGCCAUCAUCUCAGUGGACCCCGUCAGCGUUUCCUCGGUCCGCAGUCAUCGGAACGCCAAGUAUCCAAUUAUCGGAACAGCAUACCCAUUUAACUUUGCCGAGUUCAUGCCACAGGAGGUCGGCAACUACACCAUGCCUCUGAUUCCUUGGCCGCAAUACCGAGGGGGCUCGCAAUGCCCGAUCUACGAUCCGUCCUGCACCAUGAUUCGAGAUGACUAUAUGCCAUUCUUGGAUCUGCCGGAGGCUGUCAGAGCAAUCGAUCCGCUGUGGACCAAAUGCGAUGCGCAUUGGUAUAUCCCGCCCGUCACUCUGGUGCCGUUGACGGCGGCCACGGUCGUCUUGCCUACCCCGGUGGGGGAGGCGAAAGUCAUGGCUGCGACGGCGGUGCCCGAGUCAGCGGUGGCGGUGCCUACGCCGGAGGCAACGGGGUGGUAA
Molecule: messenger RNA, 1404 nt
Organism: Aspergillus clavatus NRRL 1
Lineage: Eukaryota; Fungi; Ascomycota; Eurotiomycetes; Eurotiales; Aspergillaceae
Exons: 2
Coding region: 1-1404 (467 amino acids)
Source: RefSeq, a predicted model, not a curated record